Messenger RNA from Plasmodium vivax (malaria parasite P. vivax), 918 nucleotides. RefSeq names its product variable surface protein Vir30, putative. NCBI's taxonomy places the organism in Eukaryota, Apicomplexa, Aconoidasida, Haemosporida, Plasmodiidae. The transcript has 3 exons. The coding region runs from base 1 to 918 and encodes 305 amino acids. The record is from RefSeq and is a predicted model, not a curated record.
AUGAUUUUUCAUAUACACAUUAUGAUUAAAGCAAAAUGGACUGCUAUUAAUUAUAUUGAAAGUUCGAAUAAACUUGAGAGUAAUACUACCGAACUUGACGCACAAGAUAAUUGUACUACUUUUUCUAAUGCAUAUACUAGUAGUAAUUUUGACACAGGAAAAAAGGUAUGUGAACUAUUCAUAAAACUAUAUAACUCAUUAUCCAAUGUUGAAAAUGGAAACAAACCAGACGAUACAAAGGAUUGGCAUUUUUUAAAUUACUGGUUAAAUAUUAAUAUAAGUAAAAGAAAACUUAAUAAAUCUACUUGUGCUACAAAGUUUUCCGAUGGUUUGAGCCAUCAUUGUACGUAUACCUUUUCAUAUGAAUUUCCGCCAGAAUUUAUAUAUAAUAUUAGGGAAGAAGAGUUGAUAAAAAUGAACCUUUUAUAUAGUUUAUAUGAGAACUAUAAAAAACUUGAUAAUAUUCUAAAUGGUCAGAAACCGGUUAAUGCGGGUUCACUAUUAGGGCCCUCUGCUAAAUGUUGCAGUGAUUAUGCAGAAGCUAAUUACCUGUGUAAUGAUAAAAAUAAUGAAUUUUGUACACAACUAAAAAAAUUUAAAGAAAAAUAUGAUGGACUUUAUAAUACAGAGAUCGAAGGAAAACCUGAAUAUACGAAUAAUUUUAUAAAAUUGUCACAAUGCGAUAAUAAUACUAUGUCAAAAGCACUUAUAGGAACAACGGUUGGAUUAGUUCCCUUAUUGGUGGGGUUAUAUAAGUUUACCCCACUUAGACAACUGAUGAAUUUUAAAAAAGGAAAAUUAGCUGAACAGUAUAGAAAUAAUGAUGACGAAAUGAGAGAUAUAAUGUUAAUGGAUCAGGGAAGUGAACAUAUAAGUUCUCAGCAAGGGAGAUAUAAUAUUAAAUAUCAUUCUGUAUAA